Camellia sinensis is the source of this 1011-nucleotide messenger RNA. The record is from RefSeq and is a predicted model, not a curated record. NCBI's taxonomy places the organism in Eukaryota, Viridiplantae, Streptophyta, Magnoliopsida, Ericales, Theaceae.
AUGAAGAUUUUGUCAUGGAAUGCAAGGGGGUUGGGAAGGAAAGAUAAGAGGGGAAAAUUUUUGAAGCUGGUAAGGGAUAGAAAGUUGGAUAUGUUGAUGUUACAAGAAACGAAGAAAACCAAUGUCGAUGAAAUAUUUGUGAAGUCAAUGUGGCCUAUUCAUUCGUUACAGUUUUUGGCAGUGGAUUCGGUGGGAAAUGCAGGGGGCUUGCUAUGUGUGUGGAAUCCUACUGUCUUCAAGAUUUUAGAGUGCUGCAGUACGAGGAAUUUUUUACUUCUAUCAGGUAUUUUUAAACAAUCAUUUGAGUGUGUAAUUGUUAACAUCUAUGCUCCUAACGAUGAGAGGAGUAGGGGUCGAUUAUGGGAACUAUUGGUCAGGCUGAAGUCAUCUUUUCAUAAACCUUGGUGUAUUAGAGGGAAUUUUAAUGAAAUUCAUUUUCUAAAUAAAAGAAGGGGUUUCUUGAGGAGGGACAAGGGAAUGAUUGAAUUUAAUGAAUUUAUUGAGCUUAUAAAGCUAGUAGAUUUGUCGCUGAUAGGGAGGGACUUUACAUGGUGUAAUUCAUUUGAAGGUGAUAGAUGGAGUCGAAUUGAUAGGUUUUUGUUGGAUCCUUUGUGGUUAGAAAAGUUUAGUCUUAAGCAGUGGGGUCUUCCAAGGAAUAUUUCUGACCACUGUCCUUUGGUGCUGAUGGAGGAUAAAAGAGAUUGGGGUCCUAGACCUUUUCGAUUCUUAAAUGCCUGGAGUUUACAUCCUAAUUUUAUGUCUUUCGCGAAGAAAUCUUGGUCAGAGGCAGAGACUUUUGGAUGGGCUGGCUUUAGGUUAAAGAACAAGUUUGCAAGUUUGAAGAUGGCAUUAAAGAAAUGGAAUGUGGAGGUCUUCAGAAAUGUUGAACCUCAGCUCAAAUCUGUUGAGGAGGAGCUUCAUGAGAUUGACUUAAAAGCUGAAAAUGGGUCACUUUUGGAUACCAAAAAAGGGCUAGAAUUAAAUGGGCUCAAGAUGGGGAUAAAAAUAUGA